GAGCGACGCACAGCAUCAUCAUCAUCCCGAACAGGGAGCAAGCGGUCUGCAGCAUCACUUGAUCUGCAGCAUCAGUUCGCAUGUUAUUUUUUAUUUAUUUUAUGAGUGAGUCGUUCGUUUAGGCAGAAAAUACCCCCUGACAGUGUUUCUGAUGCGCGGCUCCCAGUUUCGCUCGGGAUUUUAAGGAAGCAUUGUGCCCACAUGGGCAGUGUUCUGGCUUUGUCUUCCAAUCCGGGCCAUCAGAACUGGCCCUUCUCCAAGGACCCUCUUCCCUCUCGCUGGGAUGCACAUCCUGCCCACUGGGACCGGCCACCACGCUGGGAGAGGAGAGAUGGGCGACUACCCAACCCUGGCAGCUUUCACUCCCUUCACAGGAGCUGCAAAGAUGUUUUUCCUCAUCAGAUUGAGGGUGUCAAGAUGAUAAUCAAUAAAACUUUGAGCAGCUUUUUUAAGGUUAGCCAUACUCUGCACCUCAGUGCUGUAAGUCCUUCCUACUAUCGGUUCCACGUGGAGCAUCUGCAGUCAGACGACUACAGCAAGGACAAGGACGCCCCGGCGUUGAUCGGUGAGAUGGACUCGUCAGGUAGUCUGAACGCUCACGCUCUCCUUCAUCUCACCGAGCGUGUUCGAGCCAGAACAGUAUUCCAGAGCCAGCAGUCUCAGUUCGUAACGUGGCAGUUUGAAACCGAGUACAGAGGGAGCGACUUCACUGCUGCUGUGACAGUGGCCAACCCAGACAUUCUCAGAGAGUCGGUCAUCCUGGUGGCACACUUCCUGCAGAGUGUGACGUCCGGCCUGGUGCUGGGAGGGGAGCUGGUGUACCACAGAGGACGAGCAGAAGAAGGAGGAAUUCUGACUCUGGCGGGACAGUACUCCAGACCAAACUGGGUCGCAACCCUCAACGCCGGCAAAGGGGGCGCCCAUGCUAGCUACUAUCACAGAGCCAACAAACAGAUCCAAGUCGGGGUGGAGUUUGAAGCCAGCACCAGGACACAGGAGACCACGACGUCCUUCGGGUACCAGAUGGAACUCCCAGAGGCCAACAUGGUUUUUAGAGGUAGUCUAAGGUAUGAUCAACAGCCGGUGCAUCAUCGGAGGUGUGCUGGAGAAGCGUCUGACCCCGCUUCCUGCCACCCUGAUCAUGGGAGCCUUUGUGAAUCACAGAGGGGACAAGCUGCAGGUCGGCCUGGGCGUCAACGUGGGAUGACCCUCGGAAAAAGGACCGUCGAGACGUCAACGCGGAGAGCUGGGGUUUUUUUUUUGCGCUUUUCCAAACGCGCUGAACUUGAAGGGUGCACCACCCGCACCGGAACCGCUCCUGUUUGUUUAAGUCCACGUGUCUCACCUCGCAGCCUACCUCUCGAUAACGAGGCGAUGUUUUCUGAUGACGGGGAAAGUUCUGGGCCAGAGGAAUGGAUGCGACUCCAGAGGGGGGGGGUGCGUCACCCGCUGCACCGUGACAGGUGAAAGGGAAAUUGUACUGUAUACUUAGAAUAACAAUUUUAUACUGUAGGUAGUCAUGAAGAAACAUAUAAAGAUAUAAAAUAACAAUACUUUGCUUCCCGUUUUAGUGAAUUAACUUGAACUUAUGUGUCGUGGAUCAUUCUGCGGGCUGUUUCUAAAAGAGAAAUCCAAGAAAUUAGGGUGUUUUGGAUUUUUUGCUCAAGAAUUAAGCUGCGAACAACAGCAUUGAAUAGAAAUGUAACAUUUUCAUGGCAUCUGUUAUUCAUGCAUUUUGGACCCUUCCUUGGUUAAAAUUUGAUUCAAUUUAAUUCAAUUCCGCCAGGAUUGCCUGGUAUUAAGAGGAACAAACUGUUCAGAUGUUUAAAAAUAUUUGACAUGAAGCUAAUUUCAAUGCUCAAAUAGAAUAGAGGCAGCAAGGUCGGGUCUGUAUUAGUUCUUGUCAGCAGUUGAGUCCAUUAUGAUAUUAGGAUGAUCCCUAAAGAAACACGGGAGGAGCCAAGAAAAGGGAUCUGAGGGCAUCUAUGCACUAAUGGAGAUUUGCCAAAAGAAGGCAUAUAGAAAAGAAUCUGGCAUUUCAGCCCCAUUUAACAAAUUCAAAAUAUUACAAAAUCAGAAAUGUGUGUUUUAUUCAAUAGGAGCAUGGAAUGAGGCGCAAGAGUGAUUGUCCUUUUUUUCCUGACAUGAUUUAAUAAAGAUGUUAUUUAUGUCA
This is a messenger RNA of Fundulus heteroclitus (mummichog), 2173 nucleotides long. RefSeq names its product Porin3_Tom40 domain-containing protein. Lineage: Eukaryota; Metazoa; Chordata; Actinopteri; Cyprinodontiformes; Fundulidae. The transcript has 10 exons. Gene Ontology annotation, cellular component: mitochondrial outer membrane; mitochondrial outer membrane translocase complex. Gene Ontology annotation, biological process: protein import into mitochondrial matrix. Gene Ontology annotation, molecular function: transmembrane protein transporter activity. Bases 202 to 1467 code for a protein of 421 amino acids. The record is from RefSeq and is a predicted model, not a curated record.